AUUCCAGUGACGUCACCGAGGAAAGUACACACACACACACACACAUUUGGCUACUGCUUUGACCUAAAAUAACUGGACAGCUCUCGUCUCCGUGACUCGGCUCAUGACACGGUCAUAAAACUAUCAGGUCGAGGCUCAACAAUGGAGAAACCUCCCUUCAGGCAGAACCAGAACUGUGGGGACUGGGAGCUGAAGGAGCGGCUCGGAAUGGGCGGGUUUGCCCACGUUUACCUGUACCAGCAUCAUAAAACAAAUGACAAACUUGCUGUGAAAAUGUGUCGACUGGAGCUGACGCCGAGAAACAAGGACAGGUGGAGUCGUGAAAUCCAGAUCAUGAAAAAAUUAAAUCAUAUCAAUGUGGUGACUGCCCGAGACGUUCCAGAAGAAAUAAAUGACAUUGCUUUAAAUGACCUUCCACUGCUGGCCAUGGAGUACUGUUCCAGAGGAGAUCUGAGGAAGCUGCUGAGCAAACCUGAAAACUGCUGUGGCCUGAAAGAGAGCGAAGUACUUUCUCUACUCAAUGAUGUUGGGUCUGGGAUCCAGUAUCUGCAUGAGAACAAAAUCAUCCACAGAGACCUGAAACCUGAAAACAUUGUACUGCAAGAUAUUAAUGGAAAGCUGGUUCAUAAGAUUAUAGACCUCGGGUAUGCUAAAGACCUGGAUCAGGGGAGUCUGUGUACGUCAUUUGUUGGAACACUGCAGUACCUGGCACCUGAGUUGUUCGAGAACAAGCCGUACACAGUCACUGUGGACUACUGGAGCUUUGGCACCAUGAUCUUCGAGUGCAGCUGUGGCUUCCGUCCUUUCCUGCACAACCUGCAGCCUGUUCAGUGGGCCAGCAAAGUGAGAAAUAAAGGUCCAAAAGACAUCAUGGCUGUGGAGGAACAGAACGGAGAGGUCAAGUUCUCCACCCACAUGCCGUACCCCAACAACCUCAGCAGAACCCUGUUGGAGCCGUUGGAGGAACUGCUGCAGCUAAUGCUGAAGUGGGACCCUGUGCAACGAGGAGGAAAAGUCAACGUAGACACCAAGAGGCCUCAAUGUUUUGAACAGCUGGAGCAGAUCCUCAUUAUGAAGGUGGUCCACAUCCUGAACAUGACGACGGCUCAGGUCCAUUCCUUCCAACUCACCCCAGAUGAGAGUCUACACAGUCUACAGAAACGGAUCGAGGCAGAGACAAAGAUCGAAGUGGUGAACCAGGAGCUGUUGCAGGAGACUGGAGUCUCUCUGGACCCCAGGAAGCCGGCCGCUCAGUGUGUCCUGGACGGAGUGAGAGGCUGGGACAGCUACAUUGUGUAUCUGUUCGACAAAAGCAUCAAUAAGUACUCGGGACCCUUCAGUGCCAGACAGCUGCCUGAUAAAGUCAACACCAUCGUUCAAGAAGCCAAAACUCAGACUCCUCUGGUGAUGCUGAAGAAGGUUUGGGGAGAAGCAGUGAGCUACAUCUGUGGUCUGAAGGAGGACUACAGCCGACUGUACCAGGGUCAACGUGCUGCCAUGCUGAGUCUCCUUCGCUACAACACGAAUUUGACUCGCUGUAAAAACAGCAUGUUUGGCUUCUCGCAGCAGCUCAAAGCCAAACUGGACUUCUUCAAGAGUAGCAUCCAGUAUGACCUGGAGAAGUACAGCGACCAGAUGCACUACGGCAUUUCCUCCGAAAAGAUGCUCAAAGCUUGGCAGGAAAACGAGGAGCGAGCCUCUGCCUUUGCACAGGUAGCAGAAGUGAGCCACUUGGAAGAGGAGAUCAUGGCUCUGCACUCGGAAAUCGUCGAGCUCCAGAGGAGUCAGUUCGCUCGUCGCCAAGGAGACAAGAUGGAGCUGCUGGAGGAGAAGGCCAUUGAACUCUACAAACAGCUGAAGAUCAAGUGUAAAACUCCUGAUCCCGACAUGAGCAGCGACAGCUCCGAGAUGGUCCGAGCCAUCAUCCAGACUGUCCAGAACCAGGACAAGGUCCUCAAAGACCUCUACACACACCUCAGUAAAAUCCUGAUCAGCAAACAGAAGAUCAUCGACUUGUUCCCAAGGAUCGAGAAGACUCUGGAGAGCAUCAAAGAUGCCGACAACACAGUGAUGCAGAUGCAGAUUAAGAGGCAGAGAGAGUUCUGGCACCUGCUCAAGAUCGCCUGUGCUCAAAACCUGUCCAGAAGCUCAGUUCCUGCAAGUCCAGAGACCUCAAACCUGGUGCAGGUCACCCAAUGGUCCCAGUCAGCUCAGCCAGUCAGCUCGCCUCAUCCUCUCACGUCCCUGCCAGGAUCGAACGACAGUGACACGGCACCACAACUCCUGCAGGAGAACCAGAAGUACCUCAGUCAGCUGACCAGCCUGAUGCAGGAGGCGGCUGAUGAGCAGAACAAGAGCAUUGUGGACCAGGAUUGGAGUUGGACCAAAUACGAAACCUUAUCCACAAAGUUGAAGAAGAGAAACGCAUAAACGUGUCGUCCAUCCCAGCCUGUCGUCAUGGUAACACUAAGGACCGGCUGAUGCCAAGUGAACGUUGUACAGACGUGGACUCGAGCCGGCAUCAACAUAGUUUUCUAUGGGGCGAUGACGUCAUGACAUCCACUGUUGAAGCCGAACAAGUGUAGCAGCUGACGGGUUCACCGGGGCGAAAUAAUCAUGCACUUUUGUCCAGCUGUGGCGCCGCAGCAGCAAACAUUCACUUAUUGAUCAGUUUCAGUCGUCAGUUAUCCCAUUUGAUUUUGAAAUGUUAUGUUCUUUCCUCAAUAAAUGUCACGUCAUGAUUGUGGGACAAGACCUUGGUGUCCUCUCCCUGUGGACAUGGUCUUGGUCUGCUGCGCUUGUGUCACAGAACAUCCAUCAGUUGACGUUGAAGAGCAUCCCAGUGAUGACAGGCAAGUUACUGAUGCAGCUGUGAGAAGUAGGGAUCAUCGUGACGUUGCUCCGUCCCUCAUGAUCUCCUUGGUCAGGCUGUUGUUUCAGUGAUGGCAGAGAAGAAGCCGAUAUUAUGUAAUUAUUCCAACAUUUUCAUCAAACUGAGAUGUGACACAACGCGAGUAUGAAUGUUUUGAAACGUCCUGGUUUGUAUUUAUGAAGGUUAAGUGCAAUGAAACAUGAUUUUUUUGUAUUUAA
Molecule: messenger RNA, 3090 nt
Organism: Synchiropus splendidus (mandarinfish)
Lineage: Eukaryota; Metazoa; Chordata; Actinopteri; Syngnathiformes; Callionymidae
Gene: chuk
Product: component of inhibitor of nuclear factor kappa B kinase complex
Exons: 22
Coding region: 142-2430 (762 amino acids)
Biological process (GO): peptidyl-serine phosphorylation; positive regulation of transcription by RNA polymerase II; tumor necrosis factor-mediated signaling pathway
Cellular component (GO): cytoplasm; IkappaB kinase complex
Molecular function (GO): ATP binding; IkappaB kinase activity
Source: RefSeq, a predicted model, not a curated record